This is a messenger RNA of Ailuropoda melanoleuca (giant panda), 412 nucleotides long. RefSeq names its product protein unc-93 homolog A-like. The annotation marks the transcript as partial. The record is from RefSeq and is a predicted model, not a curated record. The transcript has 2 exons. NCBI's taxonomy places the organism in Eukaryota, Metazoa, Chordata, Mammalia, Carnivora, Ursidae.
AGCAGCCUGUACAGUGAGGAAGGCCUGGGGGUGACGGCACUCAGCACGCUGUAUGGUGGGAUGCUCCUGUCCUCCAUGUUCCUCCCGCCGCUCCUGAUUAAGAAGUUUGGCUGCAAGUGGACCAUCGUCAUCUCCAUGUGCUGUUACGUGGCCUUCUCCUUGGGCAACUUCUACGCCAGCUGGUACACCUUGAUUCCCACCUCCAUACUGCUGGGUCUUGGAGCAGCCCCGCUGUGGUCCGCUCAAUGCACGUACCUCACCAUCAUGGGAAACACACAAGCAGAGAAGGUGGGAAAAGUUGGCAGAGAUGUGGUGAACCAGUAUUUUGGCAUCUUCUUUCUCAUAUUCCAGUCAUCCGGUGUGUGGGGCAACCUGAUCUCCUCCCUGGUGUUUGGCCAGACACCCACUCAAG